UUGGUCUUAUCACUGUUCGGCGCUAUAUCCCCCAGGACGCUCACUGGCUGUCUUGAUGUAUACGCAUUGCGUCUUCUUGACGAACAAUGGCAAGAAAAAGGCAUAUCUUUGUAUGGCACUGUUGUGCUUGCGGCCAAGCCUCGAACAACAUUGGUGUUGGACACUGCAUAAGAUGUGGACACGGGAGAUGUGCCUAUUGCCAAACCGAAAAAGUCCAAAUACGGGCCGCUAUAUCCGUCACAAGGUUGAAGUACUGUUUAUAUCAAACUAUCGACGAAUCGACCCGGUCUUUCGGUACAGCGCGGCCAACGUACAGUACAGUUUUGAGAUACAGAGCUCCCCAGCAGUAUCACCAUUCCGGAUCGCGUACGGCAGCAGCUGUUGCCACCGCUAUGGCGGAGAGCUUUGAGAGCUUGGAUCACCCGUCAUCAGAAGCUGGCUCUAUCAUCGAUCCCCACGCCUGGCCGGGAGACCUACAAGCCUACGGAACUUGUUUCCCUAUUGCCUGGACUCGCCUUGUCUCAUCGCGCUUCGGCUAAAAAGUUAAGAGCAAGGCACAGUUACUUAGGAAGCGCAAAAUCGCAGCUAUUUAGCGAGACUUCAAAUAAUAUUCGUCGACGACAACCUACUCACAAGUAAGAAGAUGUAUAAGCGGCAGAAACGCACGUCGCAGCUUGACGAGUACUUUGACAGCCUCUAUGACGACAAGCUAGCUGCAUCUUCGUCUCCAGAUCUCUAAAAGCUCCUACAGGAUCCACACUGGUGGACGGAAGUAGGUCAAAAACGCUACCCAGUCGUAU
Molecule: messenger RNA, 800 nt
Organism: Paraphaeosphaeria sporulosa
Lineage: Eukaryota; Fungi; Ascomycota; Dothideomycetes; Pleosporales; Didymosphaeriaceae
Exons: 4
Coding region: 87-539 (150 amino acids)
Source: RefSeq, a predicted model, not a curated record